Mytilus trossulus (common blue mussel) is the source of this 3049-nucleotide messenger RNA. RefSeq lists its product as uncharacterized. The transcript has 7 exons. NCBI's taxonomy places the organism in Eukaryota, Metazoa, Mollusca, Bivalvia, Mytilida, Mytilidae. Bases 152 to 1024 code for a protein of 290 amino acids. The record is from RefSeq and is a predicted model, not a curated record.
GUCCGGUCUGGUUAUUAAAAUUUCAGCUCUCUUCCGUCAAUAACAAAAUUCGUGGGUGGAGUUUCGAAAUAUUAUAAAAUUUGUAUUAAUGGCAAUAUUUUCAAAAGGUGUAAGUUGACAAUAGUAUUUCGAAAUUAUUUUAUAUAAAAAGAUGGCAAGUAGUCCCGAACCUAGUAUAUUGAAUCAACCGAUGCCGCAGAAACCUGUCGCAAAUCCAGGCCAAACAGUAACACCUGCAAAAGUUUCUGCAGUGGAGCUUUCAAAAAAGUUACAGAAAUGUAUGCUGAGACUUAAAGGAGAGUAUAUGGGAAAUGAAGGGCAAGGUGUAGACUAUGAGAAACUAAGAUUAAGUCAACAAUUCAAAGAGUAUGAGGAAUUAACUUCACAACUUCAGAAUGUCAAUUUGACAGAUUUGUCUGAGAAUGAAAAGAAAGCUUUCUUCAUCAAUUUAUAUAAUGCUCUUACUAUUCAUGGUUUGGCAAAAAUGGAAGUGUUACCAGAUUCUGUUUUAAAUGUCCAACAGUUCUGGAAGAAGACUUCUUAUAAUGUAGCAGGCCAUACAUUUAGCUUGGAUGAUAUAGAACAUGGGGUAUUAAGAGGAAACAAACCACAUCCCUCUUCAAUGAAUCCUCCAUUCAAUCCAAAAGAUCUCCGACUGAAGUUUGUCUGUACUCUGGACCCAAGGAUACAUUUUGCCUUAGUUUGUGGUGCAGUGUCAUGUCCUGUGAUCAAUGUUUACACGGCUGAGAACCUUGACACAGCAUUGGAGGAUGCAACCAAGAAUUUCUGUAAACAAGAGGUGUCAAUGUUUACAGAAACAGACGAGAUCUGGCUGUCAAAAAUAUUUCAAUGGUAUAUGGAUGAUUUCGGCAAAACAGAUUUAGAUGUUAUUAAAUUCAUAAUUCCUUAUUUGGAAUUAAGUAAACAAGAAAUGGCAAAGACAUUAUGUUCAAUGGGAAAUGUCAAGGUCAAAUAUCAAAAUUAUGAUUGGAGCAUAAAUAAAAUGGCUGCACAAAAAGUUUGAAGCUAUGAAAAGUUAUGUUGUAAGAUGGACUAUUCCCUAUUUAGAGUUGAAUAUUCAAGAAAGAGCCUGGACUCUCCUGGCAAAAUUACAAAGUUAUGGAACUGUUGAUGUUAAAUAUAAUGAAUAUGAUUGGAGACUUAAUAGAAAGGGAGUUAAUCCAUUAAUUCUCUAAAAGUCAAAGAAUAAGCAAAAAAUGAUAUAAGAAGAUUAGAAAACCAGGACUAGGAAAAAGAAAACUUGCUUAUUAUAAUUAUAACAUUUUUGCCAUUUGUUAGCUUUUCUGGUAAGGUGUCUGAGCUUCCAAAUAUUAUGGGACGAGGAAUAUUUAUUUUUUUACACAUAUAAUUGUUAUUAUUGUUGAUUUUUUCUAUAUACAGUUUUCUUUCUGUUAAAGAUAACAUCAAUAUGCACUGUGAAUAUUAAAAAUCCAUACUUGUAUGUUAAGUGUCUAUUAAUGUUUAUCAUGUUUAUUGUUAAAAAAUUGUCGGAUCAAGACACAAGGGUAUAUAUAUAUAUUGUCGCUAGUGUAGUACUAUCACCAAAUAUUGUUAAAAUAUAAUGCUAAAGAUGUUAAUUUGUUCACUUAUAUUUAUGUCUUUUCCUUCAUUAUUUGUUAGAAUGAACAAAUAUUUAUAAAACAUUGUGCUAAUAUAUUAAAUUUAAUAUAAUUUCUAUCUCAUUUUACAGAAAAAAAUUAAGUACAUAAUAUUAAUGAUGAUUUAAUUUGAUCUUUACAAAACCAUAUGUUGCAGGAUGUACCAUUUUAAUCAGAUUUAUAUUCAAGUUUUAAUCUUUUUUAGUUGUAAAAAAAUGUUAUUGUUAAAAAUCUUUAUAGAAAUUACUUCUAAAAUUUUACAUUUUUGCAUUGUUUUAGGAAAUUUAUCUUUAUAAUCCAAAUAGACAUUUAUAAAUAAUCAUGAUCAUGUUUAGUUAUACAGGGAUUAUUCAUAAUUAUGAGGGCAGAAAGAUUUGACAAAUCUGAUUUGAUACAUUUUAAAAAAAAAAAUAAUCUUAUCACUGAAAGGGAAAUAAUAGAUUUAAUAUGAUAAGAAUAUUUGAAUUACCUCCCUUGGAACAUUUGACCAACUAUCUGGAUUAAUGCAGUAUCCACUGUCAGUCAGUGACCAAGUGUUUAUUAAAAGUUGACUUUAAAGAUAAGGUUAUUAUGGUUUAUAAAUGAGUUAUGUUUCUUGUUAAGCAGCUUUGUCAAUUUUUUUUAUGUUAAGUGGAUAUCAUACCUAUGGGAGUUUUUAUUGACUUUACACUUCACAUUAACUCACAUGGUUGACCCCAAUACUGGAUAUUAAUUUUUGUAAACCAUCAAUAUUUUCAAAUUGAAAGGCCCACACAAGGACAUAGUGCAAUUUUUCCUACAUGGCAUAAAUGUCAAAUUAAAUACCCUUUAAAGAUUAUAAUCAAGUGUCAAGGAAUUCUUUAAUACAUUGUUUUAAUAAGAUAAAUUUUAAAACAUGAAUAUCAUCUGACAAUUUCACCCGACUCAAAGAGUAUCUUGAAAACAGGAAUUGUCUUUGUUGUUUUCAACGACAGAAGCAAUGCAGCUUUUAGAAUAUAUGUUGCACAAUAAAUAUUGGUAAUGCAUACGAUUUUUACAGAAAAUAUCCUUAAUUCUGAUAUUAGAUAUUGAUUAUUAAGUAUUUUAUUUGGCUGAAUGUGUUUGUUUGUAUGCAACAGUCUUUUUUUUAUGAAUGUAACACAUCUCCCAUAAAAUAUUUAUUGAUUAAAUUAUUUUGCACAUGUAUGAAAGAUUUCAAACCCAAAUCCCUAAAACAUGAAAACUGAAAAUCUCUGUUUUCAAUAGAUUUAAAUAUUUCAAUAAUUUCUCUCUCUCUUAUGUUGUUUUGGUUCUUUACAUUGUUGACAUAUAACUUCCAUUUAUACCUCAAGCUGUUACCUCAUUGGAAUUUAUUGUCAGCAUUGUCAUGAGCAAAUAUUGGCAUUAAACUAAAACUUCAGCAUAAAUAUUUUUAAUUUAAUUAAUGAGUAUAUUUAGUGAGAUAUAUUAUA